CAUUGCGUUCUUUUAUCUCUGAGGCAGCAUGGCAAGCCCGGCUGCGCGCCGUCACUCGCAAGGGCUCCCGCUACAUCAAACCCAAGUUUGACCUCGUAUGGGUCAUCCUGACACUCAUGUGCGAGUCUCUCUUCGACCUAUAAUCGAUGGCCGUCUUACCGCCAUAUUAUAGCACUUCUUUUGCGCUCCCGAUUGCCAUGUACUACGUUGCUCUCCACGUGCUGCCAACCGAGAACGAUAACGUCGAGUUCGACUACUUCCCCUACGGGUGGGACGAAGCAGGGCGCGUAUGGAAAGCGCGCGGAAUCAGCAUGGCCGUCUUCAUCGGCGUCGUGCUCGUCAUGUGGCUGCCGAUGCUCCUCUGGAAGCUCAGCGGCAAGCGCAAAGUGAACAAGAUGCUGCAGCGAUUUGAGAACGAGGACCGCGCGGUCAGGCCCAACCUGACGAUCACCGUACCCGGAGGGGCAGUUCCUACCUCCUUCCAGACCGGCGCGCAACUGCCUCCAUAUAUGAUCAACCCUCCCACCGAUCCUGCCGCGGCAGCGUACGGCUACGGGCAAGCCCCUCCCACCUUCAACGGCCCGGGAUACGGUGUGCCGCUGUACAACCAGUUCGACGAGAAGGUCCCAGAGUACGUGGGCCCGGCGCCGGGCCUCUACACGCUUUCGGACGAAAAGCACGACUUCGAUUUGUCUGGACAGUCUGUUCGUUUGUUUGGUUUGUUUUACGAGCAUAGCUUAUAGCACUGUGCAUUGUCUGUAUCAUACAUCAUAGACCAGCUCAGAGGUCAUGCAGGAAUAUGUUGGCAAUGAUCAUGAGUGCUUGAGAUACGGCCACCGCGCCACGACGAGGGAGGGAGGGAGCGCGUAGAUCGCGUUCGACUCGGAUGACGCGCGUCCGUCAAGACACCUAUACUUGUCCAUCACCUCGAAUACAUC
Messenger RNA from Laetiporus sulphureus 93-53, 938 nucleotides. RefSeq lists its product as uncharacterized. NCBI's taxonomy places the organism in Eukaryota, Fungi, Basidiomycota, Agaricomycetes, Polyporales, Laetiporaceae. The record is from RefSeq and is a predicted model, not a curated record. The transcript is spliced from 6 exons. The coding region runs from base 147 to 743 and encodes 198 amino acids.